Molecule: messenger RNA, 1081 nt
Organism: Zea mays
Lineage: Eukaryota; Viridiplantae; Streptophyta; Magnoliopsida; Poales; Poaceae
Product: chlorophyll a-b binding protein of LHCII type 1
Exons: 1
Coding region: 76-870 (264 amino acids)
Biological process (GO): photosynthesis, light harvesting
Cellular component (GO): membrane
Source: RefSeq, a predicted model, not a curated record
CUGUUAUGACACAGCCAUCACACGCAUACUGCAUACACAACGCAGAGCAUCAGAAGCAGCUGCGAUCUGAUCGACAUGGCUGCCGCCACCAUGGCUAUCACCUCCCGCGCGCUCGUCGGCAAGCCGGCGGCUGGCACGAGGGACGUCUUCGGCGAGGGCCGCAUCACCAUGCGCAAGACCGCCGCCAAGCCCAAGCCGGCGGCGUCCGGCAGCCCAUGGUACGGUGCCGACCGCGUCCUGUACCUGGGCCCGCUGUCCGGCUCGCCCCCGAGCUACCUGACCGGCGAGUUCCCCGGCGACUACGGGUGGGACACCGCGGGGCUGUCGGCGGACCCGGAGACCUUCGCCAAGAACCGCGAGCUGGAGGUGAUCCACUGCCGCUGGGCCAUGCUCGGCGCGCUCGGGUGCGUGUUCCCGGAGCUGCUCGCCCGCAACGGCGUCAAGUUCGGCGAGGCGGUGUGGUUCAAGGCGGGCUCCCAGAUCUUCAGCGAGGGCGGGCUGGACUACCUCGGCAACCCGAGCCUGGUCCACGCGCAGAGCAUCCUGGCCAUCUGGGCGUGCCAGGUGGUGCUCAUGGGCGCCGUCGAGGGGUACCGCGUCGCCGGCGGCCCGCUCGGGGAGGUGGUCGACCCGCUGUACCCUGGCGGCAGCUUCGACCCGCUCGGGCUCGCCGACGACCCGGAGGCGUUCGCCGAGCUCAAGGUGAAGGAGAUCAAGAACGGCCGCCUCGCCAUGUUCUCCAUGUUCGGCUUCUUCGUGCAGGCUAUCGUCACCGGCAAGGGCCCCCUCGAGAACCUCGCCGACCACAUCGCCGACCCCGUCAACAACAACGCCUGGGCUUACGCCACCAACUUCGUCCCCGGCAAGUGAGCGAGGGCAUGAUGCUUGCAUGCGUGUACCGUAGACGUACCGUAUUCCUACGUACUGCAGGUUGCACCAGUAUUUGUGAAGGGAGCUGUGCGUGGGAGCCAGAGAUUGUACCGCUAGUGUAUUUUUGUAUGCACGCCGUGGAGCUGAUCAAUGAAAUAUGCUGUAAAUAUAUUAUGUCUUCAUUUAUGCAUACUGUACAUGAUUGUUCUCA